AAAAAUUUAUUCCUUAUGGAAAUGAAAAUUCAAAUGGUCAACUAAAAUUUUUCUGUUUAAAAAGAUUAUAAUUUUUUUUUUCUUUCUAUAGAGAGAAGAACCAAACAUUUUUAUAUAAAAUAAGCUCAAACUGAAAAAUUUAGAAUUUAUUUAAAUGAUAACAAAUUAACAUACCAGUGGCAAUUUACAAUUCGGGCCAGAAAUCCGAUAAACUUUGCAGAUCAUACCGGCUUUGCCCUGUGAAGGUGAGGUGGCAAGAACAUAGACAUUCAAAGCAGUAUUUGAGACGAUGAAAACCGGAGGGGAGCCACGUCAGCAAGUCGAUAUAAGCAACCCAAGAUUUCGUUAUCUGUUUCCGAAUGUUACAUAAUCUUCCACUCCACCAUGGCUUCUUCUCCUUCAACUCUGACACUUCCAUUGGGUUAUGGCUGUAGAAAAAAUCUGUCUAGCAAUCAUCAUCCAAGCAUUUUCAGUGGGAAAAUCCGAGGAUUGGCUGUGAAAUGCUCGAAUUCAGCACUUAGAGUUGAGAAGUCAAGGAAUAAAGGAUAUUGGAAUGAAGUUAAUUCAUUGAAGCGUAGGGAAGUGAUUGGGUUGGUUUCUGGAGUUUCAAGUCUGUUGUUCAUACCACCAUUUUCUGCCAAUGGAGCUGGUUUGCCACCCGAGGAGAAGCCAAAACUUUGUGAUGAUGCUUGUGAGAAAGAGCUUGAAAAUGUGCCUAUGGUAACUACAGAGUCUGGUUUGCAGUACAAGGAUAUCAAAGUAGGUAAAGGCCCAAGUCCACCAAUUGGUUUUCAGGUGGCUGCCAAUUAUGUAGCCAUGGUUCCAUCUGGACAAGUAUUUGACAGUUCACUGGAGAAGGGUCAGCUUUAUAUUUUCCGUGUCGGCUCUGGUCAGGUAAUCAAGGGACUUGAUGAAGGUAUCCUGAGCAUGAAAACAGGAGGGAAACGUCGACUCUACAUUCCAGGAUCAUUGGCAUUUCCAAAGGGUCUAACUUCAGCUCCAGGAAGGCCAAGGGUUGCUCCAAGUAGUCCAGUUAUCUUUGAUGUGAGCUUGGAAUACAUACCAGGCCUUGAAGAGGAAGAAGAGUAAGAGAAUCCACAUCUCUCCAAGUUUAUUUUCUUGGUUCUUGGUCUCUGCUAGAUGCAGAACAAGAAAAUGAAAAAGGGGUUUAUGCUGCAUGCAGUUUCUCCGAACCUGGCAAUUAUUUUUUUUUCUCAACUAUUUGGUGUACAAAACUAAUUCCUUAAAUGAAAUACUGGUUUGCUUAAUUCAGGGCAACCAUGGACUUUCAGUUUUGCCA
Ziziphus jujuba (common jujube) is the source of this 1300-nucleotide messenger RNA. RefSeq names its product peptidyl-prolyl cis-trans isomerase FKBP16-3, chloroplastic. The record is from RefSeq and is a predicted model, not a curated record. Lineage: Eukaryota; Viridiplantae; Streptophyta; Magnoliopsida; Rosales; Rhamnaceae. The transcript is spliced from 7 exons. The coding region runs from base 385 to 1089 and encodes 234 amino acids. Gene Ontology annotation, molecular function: peptidyl-prolyl cis-trans isomerase activity.